AUGAAGGUCAAGCCGAAACAUACACUGGAAAUAUUAGAUGAAAAAGGUUUUCCUGUUCCUAAAAAACAGCAAUUAUCGAAUUAUUUGACAUCGUCCAGAGAAAAGUUGCUACAAGUUGAUACAUCAAUUAUACCUGAUGAUGAUAAACCUUGGGUACUAAAAUAUCAUGUUGAAUGUGAAGAUGAAACUGAUGACGAUGAUGAAAAUGAGAUUGACGAUAGUGAUGAUGAUAGGAAUAAAUUUCAAUUCUUUGUUGCAAUUGAUCUGCGAGGGUUUCCUUGUCUUAUCAUUGGGACCACAGAUAUGAUCAAACAGUUUCACCGAUACGGAUUCGCUGUUUGUACAAAUGAAAAAGAGAAAGAUUUUAAAUUUACAUUUAUAUAUAUUCGUGAUGGUCUACGUGAUUCGAACCUGCAAAUGGAUGAACAAAAUCUAGUACUAAUUGCAGAUGGUUCUGAAGCUAUCAGAAAUGCAUUUUCAAAAGUAUUUGGAACAGAUCGUAGUAUUGUUAUAUGCUGGGCUCAUAUGCGAAAACGCGUAGAAAAACAGUUAUGUUUAGUAGAAGAUAAAAAUUUACAUACUGAAAUUAUGGAUGACGUUGAUACAUUACAACUGUCGAAAGAUAAAAAAACAUUUGAAAUUGCUACAAAACUAUUCUUAAAAAGGUGGAAAAACCAAGAACAAUUUAUUCAUUAUUUCUCAAGUGAGUGGUUAGAAUCAAAAAACGGUUGGUAUGAAGGCUUAGAAGUUUCAAGUACAAAUAAUGCUCUAGAAGCAACAAAUCGUGCCAUAAAAGAUGAAGAUACCCUAAGAGAACGAUUGGUUUUAGCAAGAUUUACAGCUGUUCUAUUUUUAAUUGUCAAUAAGUGGUCCGGAGAACGAAAUCCUGCUGGGAAAGAUUUCGUUCAAGAAAGAGAAGAUCGUGUUAAGUACAUUUGUCCUUAG
Molecule: messenger RNA, 945 nt
Organism: Didymodactylos carnosus
Lineage: Eukaryota; Metazoa; Rotifera; Eurotatoria; Philodinida; Philodinidae
Source: the annotation of a GenBank genome assembly